Linum tenue is the source of this 2544-nucleotide messenger RNA. The record is from the annotation of a GenBank genome assembly. Lineage: Eukaryota; Viridiplantae; Streptophyta; Magnoliopsida; Malpighiales; Linaceae.
GACACGUUUGGAAACAAAAUCGAAUGCCUACUGCUACAAGGUACAAAACCGCAACAUUGCCCGGAACUGAAACCAAAGUGCAAUGAGCUAGGCUGCUGGAUUCAUUGGUCCUUGAGAUUUCUCUUUAGGGUUCGAUUUUGUUGCAGAGAUUUGUCUAAUCGAAGAUGUUUGGCUUCUCCAAGAAAAGUAUGAAGCUUGGCAGGGUGAAGAAGGUACAUUUAUCAGAUUCUAUCUCUACACCAGGAGCUAGAAACCCCAUUAGACCCCCAAAAAGAGCUCACAAUUCCUCUGUUCAUUGUGAUGAUCAGCUUGACUGUGAAUGCCAAAAGUCGGCUCACCCAGCUGCUGAUAUUGGCAGCUCAACUUCAGGGAACUCCAACAAUUGGAUGGUUCUGUCUAUUGCUGGAGACAAACCAGCUCCUAGGUUCAAUCAUGCAGCAACUGUAAUUGGCAACAAGAUGGUAGUGGUUGGUGGUGAAUCCGGAAGUGGUUUGUUGGAUGAUGUCCAGGUGCUAAAAUUUGACCAGUUUACAUGGACCACCAUUCCAUCCAAGCUUUACCAUUCACCAAGCAGCCUGCCAUUGAAGAUUCCUGCAUGCAAAGGCCACUGUUUGGUUUCUUGGGGGGAAAAGGUACUUCUAAUUGGAGGAAAAACUGAUUCUCCAAGUGAGAGAAUUUCAGUGUGGGCAUUUGAUACAGAAAGAGAAUGUUGGUCAGUAAUGGAAGCCAGAGGCGACAUACCGAUUGCUCGCAGUGGUCACACUGUGGUCAGGUCGGGCUCCAUACUAAUCCUAUUCGGUGGUGAAGAUGCCAAGAAAAGAAAACUGAAUGAUCUACACAUGUUUGAUCUCAAGUCUCUUCUAUGGGUUCCCUUUUGCUCCACCGGAGCUAGACCUUCCGCUAGAUCGAACCAUGUAGCUGCUCUUUGCGAUCGUAAGACCCUUCUCAUCUUCGGAGGGGCAUCAAAGUCGCGGACCUUGAACGAUUUGUAUUCUCUCGACUUCGGAUCGAUGGUGUGGUCGAUGAUAAAUAUUAGGGGUUUCCAUCCAUCGCCUAGAGCUGGUUGCUGUGGAGUUCUAUGUGGAACCAAGUGGUACAUAGCCGGUGGAGGGAACGGGAAAAAAAGACACUCAGAGACCUUGAUUUUUGAUGUUUCGAAAGUAGAGUGGUCUGUUGCCUUUGCAUCGCCAUCUUCUUCUAUCACAACCAAGAAGGCAAGAAGUCAAGGAUUCAGCCUAGUGCUUAUGCAACAUAAAGAGAAGGAUUUCCUAGUUGCAUUUGGAGGAUCCAGAAAGGAGCCUUCAAAUCAGGUUGAAGUAAUGGAAUUAGACAAGCAUGAAUCGUCGAUGUCUCGGAGGUCUGGUAAGGGUCCUCUUGGGGUCUCUCAGCGUUCAGUUGAUUCCGUUGCUAGACAGAACUUGGCAUCUGCAGCCGAGCAUGGUUCUGGUAGAAAUUCUGUGUCAGAGUCCUCGAUCAUGGAUUCAGGUUGUGCCUCUGGAAAUGUCUCCCACACAAAGAAAUUUCAUGAGGAAGAACACAACAGAGUUUUCGAGAUGGUUAAGAGAUCAGAGGAAGGAAAUGUGUCGUCUCCAGGGAAUGAGCAGCAAAUGAAUCAAUCCAACACACCCAUUCAACCUUAUUAUAACCAGUUGGGCAAAAUCAUCAGUGAGGAUAAAUCUUGUGUCUAUGGUAGUUCAUCAGACCUUAUAGUUGACAACGAGGGAGUGGUAAUUCCAGAGACUGCAGAUUUCCCCUCCCGAGGGCCACACUCUAGUGUCUAUCAACUAUAUGAAUCCAAAAUAUCAGCUCUGAUAAAGAAGAAUGGGGUGCUAGAAGGACAACUCGCGGCAGCAUUGGAUUGCCGAGAGGUGGCUGAGAAAAGUUUCUCUGCUGUCGUGAAGAGCAAGCAAGAUGUAGAGCAGAAGUUGGUGGAUGCUUCAAGGGAAGUGGAGUUGCUGAAGGAGAAGAUGGCUGGUUUGGAGAUGGCCCAUGAAGAGGCCAACAGCAUGUCGAACAUCAUCCAUUCGGACAACUUGAGGCUCGAGCAUGAUGUGGCUUUCAUCAAGGCCAUUUUCGAGGAUACCCAGAAGGAGCUGCAUUCGACUAGGGGAGUGCUAGCCGCAGAAAAGGCAAGAGCGUUUCAGCUUCAGGUUGAGGUGUUUCAUCUCAAGCAAAGAUUGCAGUCUUUGGAGAACCGAGCUCCGAAAUCCGAAUCCUAGGAAACCAUCCCAUGUGUAGAAGGCCCAAAGGAUAUGGUAGACAGUAGAAUUUUGCAGCAGACCAGUACCUUCUGGUAUCGUGAUUCUGUAUAUAGGGGGUACCACAACCCUAAAUCACGCUUCUGUUUCUAUAUCCAAUUAUACUUGAAAUUAGGUUAGAAUGGCAACCAAACAUGCAACUAAUGCAGAAGUAGAUCUUUCAUUCCAGUGCUUGGUUUUAUCCAGUCACUCACCAAUUCGGCUGUAUAAUGUCAAAAUUAUGCAAACUUUAUAAGCAAUCUUGAGCUCAUUCAUUGAACAAAUGAUUGAGAUCUAAAUUGUCAUU